AUGUCGCGUUACAGAGGACCUCGUUUCAAAAAAAUCCGUCGUCUGGGGGCUUUACCGGGGCUAACUAGUAAAAAGCCUAGAGCCGGAAGCGAUCUUAGAAACCAAUCGCGCCCCGGCAAAAAAUCUCAAUAUCGUAUUCGUUUAGAAGAAAAACAAAAAUUGCGCUUUCAUUAUGGUCUUACAGAACAACAAUUACUUAAAUACGUUCGGAUCGCCGGAAAAGCCAAAGGGUCAACAGGUCAGGUAUGGCUUCGACUAUUCCUCAAGCCCGCCAAUUAG
Molecule: messenger RNA, 279 nt
Organism: Prunus armeniaca (apricot)
Lineage: Eukaryota; Viridiplantae; Streptophyta; Magnoliopsida; Rosales; Rosaceae
Source: the annotation of a GenBank genome assembly